Messenger RNA from Triticum urartu, 3279 nucleotides. RefSeq lists its product as uncharacterized. Gene Ontology annotation, biological process: meristem development; meristem maintenance. Lineage: Eukaryota; Viridiplantae; Streptophyta; Magnoliopsida; Poales; Poaceae. The record is from RefSeq and is a predicted model, not a curated record.
UAGAUGGAGGAAGCCACGACACCAUCUUCGUCUGAAUCAUGUAGAAUGCCUUUAUCACAGUUGGCCAAAAAACACCUAUUUGAACCUGAUACUAGUGAGCUAGCCAAUCCAGUGAUUACAAAGUUAGGCGUACCACACGGCCAUCCUGAGCUUGGACCACGUGGAUGGAUGGCAGGGCCAUCUUUCUCAGCUCGUUGUUAUCAACUUCCCGCACCUGGGCCCAGACUUGAUGAAGCUUCAACCCUUGGGACACAUAUGAUAUCCAAAGGUUUAGGCUGGGAGAAUCAUGAGGUUGAAUACGCUCCAAUGCCUCUUGGGUAUCUUGAAUGGGGUACUAAUGUCUUGAAGAAAUAUCAUACCCAUCUGAAGGGGAGUGAGGAAGGUGUGGAUUACGUCUAUGGAGCCAUUUAUUGUUCUUUAGGCGACUAUUCUGUCUCCCCUUCUCUUUUAAGGUCUUUAUUGGAGAGAUGGGAUCCCAACACCAACACGUUUUUGUUCUCGUCUGGCGAGUGUACAGUCACACUUCUUGAUAUGCAUCAGAUCGCUGGGUUGCCCCUUGAUGGUGAACCUUAUGAAGAAUAUGUUCCCCUAGCUGAUGAUUUGCAUCCUUCGACUCUUUUGUACCCCAACUUCCUGAUUCGGCUCCUAGAAAUUUGGACCAAGCUUGCUGUGGGUGGCAAAGUAGGUUUCAAGGAAUGGUGUGACUUCUUUCACAAUAGUGGAGUAAACUCCUUUGCUACCAAGAGCUUAGAAGACCAGCGCGUGUACGCUGCGGCUUUUCUUGCCAUAUGGCUUUGCCGCUAUGUCGUUGUUGGUGGUGGGCCAUAUAUUCGCCCCGGGGUAUUAGUGAUGGCGGCAUGGGUUUCCCUAGGACGGCGUAUCUCUUUGGGCCCACCUGCUCUUUGCUCCCUUUAUUACUCACUUCGGCGAAUUUGUACUCAUCCGAUUGGCCCCUCAUUCAUACACAGGAUUUGGCCGGUCCACUACCUUGCUGGAUGGAUGGAUGUGUACCUCAAGAAACCCUAUGGAAACAGAGCAAAAACGCCAAAUUUCCCGAGCUCCAAAAUUUUGGCGGUACAACCUAAUAUGGUGAACACCAUGUUUAAGACGCUACGUCAUUUUACACCUAAAGAGGCACAUGCUUUCCUCGAUGACUCUAAGAAUAUUGUUUGGAACCCCUAUUCUCUCACUAUGGAAGGUGUGUUCAAACCCAAGAGGGCUUUCUUAAUUUCUAUUCGUCGAGGCAUGCUGUCGUGGAGGCGUGGUACUAUCACCGCCGAUGUGUGUAUAGCUGAACCAUAUCACCCAGAUCGAGUGGCACGACAGUUUCGUCUUGACCAAGUUGUACCCUUUUCUCCUCUAGCGAGCCUGUAUACUCAAGACGAAAUUGGAAUUGCCUAUGAUUUUUGGUCACACCUAUUAUCCUUUGCCCCCGAAGAAUUCCACUAUUUUCCUGACGAUGAUCGAGUUGGAAACUCCUCUGUAGCAUGGGCUAAUUGGUGGAAAAAAUUUCUAAAGCGUUUCGCCGACAUUCUGGGCCAACUUUGCAAUGGCAACAUGACUGGGAAGACCCCUUAUGAUGUAAGGAUAAAAAAUAAGCGUGCACUACAACACAAUAUCAGGCCUCACCCAUUGUCUGAUAAAGAUUUUAUGGUGGUGAGGAGAGUAUCUAUGGAGCACCAUGACCAACAUGUUCAGUCCCUUGAGAAGGCAGAAAUGCCUAUUACAGAUCAAUGGAGACUGGUCCUCUAUAAUUAUUUAAAUGAUGUUGUUGCUGCUCAACUGGUGAAGUCUAAAGAGCUACGGCGAGGUAAUGUACUGAAACAGAAUGCCAUAGCUGGGUCCUCCUCCGCUCACCCGCUAUCAGUGGAUAAUGAUAUCUCAGACACUGCCCCAUCCGCUAGUGGAAAGAGACGCAGACAAUCUACACCGCCUCAUGUGGAACAGGAAGAAAGGCUGCCUUUGAAGCGUAAACUUGAUUUUGCCCAAGAAUCCAAUUUUUCUGAACCAAUAAUAUUGGAUGGUCCGUCCUUAGAUGUUGAAUUCAGUAACUUUGUUAGUGAUGAAGAUUUUAGCCAUGUUCUCACGGGAGAAAAGGACCAUGGCCUUGGUGACCUCUUCGAUUUAUCCGUCGAGGAUUGUACCUUUGGCGAGUGUGGCACAAGUCGUCUACCCUCCAGCCCUGGUGUGGCUGAAACUGUGCUCCCUACCCCUAGUGCUCUUGAUUUCUUGUCAACUUUACCUGGUUGCCAACGAGAAAAUUACCAUUCGCAAGACCCUGUAAUGACGGUUGUAUCAGGGGAAGGCACACAGAUGGACUGCAGCUUUGUCAAAGACACGUUUAUAGAUGCCACAGUUACUGUGGUGAAACGAGCCCUCAAAGGACCGAACGACUCUACCCUUGGUGAUCCCAAGCGACGCAUCAUGCUUGAGAGUGUUUCUCAGACGCUGCCCACGCAAGUACCUGAGGUAGCUAAGGUGCAUGCCAUGUUGGUCGGGCUUAUCGACCUUUCCAAGAAAUUGGAGGUUGGCCAGACUGAGUUCACGAAGGGAUCCGAGCGAGAUGAACAUGCUGCUACUGAAGUCAAGCUUAAAAUUAAGUCCGGCCACGAAGUUUCCAAGGAUGCAAUUGUGGACUUAUCUAACUUAGACAAGAAGUGUGCUGAAAUGGAGGUGCAGGAAGCAGCGCUUAAGGUGCAGCUUGAGGAGGCUACCGCCAGUUUGCAGAAGCUUAAACUAGAGAGGGAACAUCGCCGACAAGCACAUAAUGCUCAUCAAUCUGAACUGAAGGACUUGGUGAAGAGUCUACAGGACACCAACGCCGGCAAGCGUACAAGGCUUGCUGAAUUUGAACAAAAGACGGCAAAAUUAAAGACUGAAGCAAGAGCAGGGAAGGAAGGAAGGGGGGAGGAUGGGGUGGUAGCUACCUCUCCCGGAGGGAUCGGGGAGGAGACGCGGGCGGCCGGCGUCGGGGGCGACGGUGACGAGGACGGGCUCGGGGUCGGCGAGAGCGAGGGCGACGGUGGGGCGCGCUCGGCGGCGGCGGACGGGCUCGGGGGCGCAGGGGGUGCUCGGGGGCGGCGGAUGGGCUCGGCGGCGCAGGGGGUGCUCGGGGGCGGUGGACGGGCGGCCGGCGACGACGGCGAGGCAGGGUGCGCUCGGGGGCGGGGCAGGGGCAACGGCGGCGACGGCGAGGCGAGUAGAGGGGCAGCCUGGCGGCGACGUCGGGGCGGGAUCGAAGAAACUGAACCAAAAUUUUCACAAGUAUGGCUUAUAUAG